AAUCAUUCAAACAAGUAGUUUUAAUGUGAUGACUUAAAAACUUUUUCUGAAGAUUGUAUAUUGUCGUACACCCGUCCAUCAUCCGCUCCCAAUUUUGCACAGAGACAUGAAUAUCACCAAUCUGGAUCAGGCCCAGGCCCCCAACCCCCCCGAAAAAAAAGUUGCCGACCAUAGCUCUAAAAUAUCUACUGAAAAUACCUACGGUACUGAUCCGGAUAUCAUUUCAACAUUUGUAACAUCCUUCCCUCAAUGCAAAUUACAGUCAGUUCAUGUUAGACCACUCUGUUUUCUUUCUGUUAAUACAAGAGGUCAAGCCUCCGAAAAUCAGCAUCAUUGGUUACAAAAACCUCUGGUAUCAAAACGAUAUAACUUACCAUACCGGUACCAGAAAAACAGGCAAUUAAUUCAUUGUUUCAUUGCUAACCCAGCAUUUAUAGUUUGUGUCUGUAAUACAAUAUUUACAGAACGUUGGAGAUCUACGUUAUUCAACUGUGUAUCAAAUAUUAUUACUAAUUCCAAUCUAUUACGGCCAUUUAAUACUACAUGUGGGGGAUAUCAUAGACUAUUUUCAAACUUUGGUAAACAUUAUCUCACUUGUCAAUGUUGUAAAAUAAAAUACACAAGUUCUUGUGGAAAGAUGGAAAAGUCUACGAAAAAACGUAAGCAUGAAGGUGAUAAAGAUAAAACAUCGCAACCUAAAAAACAAAAAAUUACUGAAACCAUCAAAAGCAGUCAAAAGACAACGCCAAAUGAAAAAACAUCACUAGCGAAAAAGCCAACACCAUCAAAAGAACUGUCUCCGACUAAUAAACAGAAAAAGGAUAGUGACAAGGCUGAUGAUGAUUUUCGAAGUAAAAUCGUGAGUAGGAGAACCAGUGUUUUUAAAUCAGUCAUGGAGUUUAAAUUCAAUAAGAAACGUGUACGCGUUUUAUCAAUGGCAAAAGAUUCUCCAGAUGAUUGUAAUGGGCUUGUUUAUUGGAUGUCACGUGAUCAACGUGUUCAGGAUAACUGGGCGUUCCUCUACACACAAAGACUGGCAUUAAAGAUGGAAGUCCCACUACAUGUGUGUUUUUGUUUAGUGCCCAAAUUUUUAGAAGCUACGAUACGUCAAUUCAGUUUCAUGUUAAAAGGUUUACAAGAAGUUGAAGAGGAAUGCAGAGAUUUAAAUAUACCAUUUCAUUUACUAGUGGGUUAUGCUAGAGAUGUAUUACCACAAUUUGUUAGUGAAAAUAAGAUAGGAGGAGUCGUGACUGAUUUCUCACCGUUACGAGUUCCCAUGGCAUGGGUAGAAGAUGUUAAAAACCAAUUACCUAAAGAUGUUCCAUUUAGUCAGGUUGAUGCUCACAAUCUUGUACCGUGUUGGGAAGCGUCACCAAAAUUAGAAUAUGGAGCUCGAACAAUUCGGAAUAAAAUCCACAAUCAGUUAUCUCAAUAUUUAACUGAAUUUCCACCAGUUAUAAAACAUACCUAUAGAGUAAAAGACAUGCCAGAGCGUGUAGAUUGGAAGGCAGCAGAAGAUAGGCUAGAAGUGGAUAGAUCAGUAUUAUUACCCGAAUGGUGUACACCUGGAACAAAUGGAGGCCUUAACAUGUUAGAAUCAUUCCUUAAAGAAAGAUUGAAAUAUUUUGCAACAGAAAGAAAUAUACCUAAUAAAAAUGCUCUUAGCAACCUGUCUCCAUGGAUACAUUUUGGUAACAUAUCUGUGCAGAGAUCUGUUUUAAUGGUGAAAGAAUACAGAAGUAAAUAUAAAGACAGUGUGGAAGGAUAUAUAGAGGAAGCAGUAAUUAGACGAGAAUUAGCUGAUAAUUUCUGUUAUCAUAAUAAAAACUAUGAUAGCAUUGAAGGAGCGUAUGAUUGGGCAAAAGAGUCUUUAAAGUUACACUGGGAUGAUAAACGAGAAUACAUUUAUACACGACCACAACUAGAACUAUAUGAAACACAUGAUGAUUUGUGGAACGCAGCUCAGCAUCAAAUGGUAACAGAAGGUAAAAUGCAUGGAUUUUUACGGAUGUACUGGGCUAAGAAAAUAUUAGAAUGGACACCUAAUCCGGAAAUAGCUUUAAAAGAAGCUAUUUAUUUAAAUGAUAAAUAUCAACUGGAUGGUCGGGAUCCAAAUGGUUAUGUUGGUUGUAUGUGGUCUAUUUGUGGUAUACAUGAUAGGGGCUGGAAAGAGAGACCUGUAUUUGGUAAAAUACGCUAUAUGAACUAUAAAGGAUGCACACGAAAAUUUGAUGUUCCAGCAUUUGUUAAGGCCAAUUCUCACGGUGCGACUUGUAGUAACUACUUGUAGUAUUGACCCGAGAUGCAGCGUGAGAACACCCUAGUCGUACCAACUUUUACAAGCUCCCAACCAGUUGAAAGCGAGUUGAGCGAAAUAGAAACUUCCCUAUUUUAGUCAACAGAUCGUAUGAAAUUAACCAAUCAGAGACGUCGAGUAUUAGUACAAACACAAGUUCUCUCCCUUUGUUGUUGGUAAACAUGGACGCGAAGCGCACCCAUCAAGGGCCUUCUUCUUCAAAUUCACGUAAUAGGGAACUGUACGCGCCGGCAGUGGGUCUACGCAGUAUCCACUGUCUAACCCAGACGGAUUUGGGUUUUCUCUUUUUCUUUUUGUUCUUAUUUAUCAAAUGUAGGGCAAUAAUAGCCAGCGUCUCUUCGUCGCUUGAUGACGCCAUUAUGCUAAGACAAGACGAGAUUAUCGCGAGAUUCCAAGUCGUAUCAACACAUUUAUAUACGAUUUUGUAAUCUACAUGUACAUACUACAAAUAGUUACUACAAGUCGCACCGUGAGAACGGGCCUUUAGAAAAUAUCGGGUCAAGAAACCUCUUCCAGCUAAAAAGUAACAAGACUUGUGAGUUGUAGUAAUGCGAAUACUAAUGCUGAAAAUGUUGGUCAAUGGAUCCAAACCUAUAAUGAAAGUCAAGGGACACUAUUCAAGUUAAUGAGUAGGCUAAUUCACCACAAGAACAAUGUGACAUUCUUUGUAAAUCAUGUGCUGAUUGUGAAAUAACUGGAAGUCUGAAGAUCUGAGGUAAAUAAUGAAGGACAUUCAGAUUUCAGACAAAUGUUGGUCAACUUUCUUUAGAUAUGAAUAAUUUUAUUGAAUUGUUAAUCGUUCUGAUGGGGCCUUGAUUUUAAUGGAGGGAUGACACAUUCCUUCUCAUCUAAUCUCUUACAUCUUGAGGUGUGGAACAGAGAUGGCUUCUUCAAUAAUAACUCUAGCUGUUGGUUUGAAGACAUACAACUUCCUUAGGGAAGAAUGAUUGAUUCAUUAUCAGAUUUCGUACAAUUAUCUGUUGUUCUCUAUGGUACACCAAACCCUUUCAUUUUGAUUUGUAAAAAACACUGCCACUAUAUGAUUUAUUAUUAAAACACUGCCACUAUG
Patella vulgata (common limpet) is the source of this 3386-nucleotide messenger RNA. Its product is annotated as deoxyribodipyrimidine photo-lyase. Lineage: Eukaryota; Metazoa; Mollusca; Gastropoda; Patellidae. Bases 107 to 2290 code for a protein of 727 amino acids. The record is from RefSeq and is a predicted model, not a curated record. The transcript has 10 exons. Gene Ontology annotation, biological process: photoreactive repair. Gene Ontology annotation, molecular function: deoxyribodipyrimidine photo-lyase activity.